Caenorhabditis sp. 36 PRJEB53466 is the source of this 3629-nucleotide messenger RNA. Lineage: Eukaryota; Metazoa; Nematoda; Chromadorea; Rhabditida; Rhabditidae. The record is from the annotation of a GenBank genome assembly.
AUGGGUGAAACUUACAUUCAGGUCAACAUUUACGAAAACUCUUUACAAACUCUUUCGGAGAAAACCAAUGAUUUAACCGAAAUUCUGGUAAAAGAGACCGAAAUGCGUAUUUCUCAUUAAAAAAUAAAUUUCAGAAGACACAUGGAUUCACCAGAUUUUCGAUUGGAGAGGUGCGCACCGCGAAAAACUAUCCAGAAGUCGGACAAGAAGUUAAAGAAACGACGAUAGAGUUGGAUGUCUCAGUUGUGAAGAACGGGAAGCAACAGCUGCCCCGCUCUUCCACUCCGAUUUCCACCGAUUUCAACCUUCCGUUGCUUCCUUCUUUCGGAAUUUCUCGAAUUAGCACAUGUGGAAUGGACGGAAUUCAAAAGAGAAUUCCUUGGAGGGGUGUCGAUAGGUGGGUGAAAGUUCAUAAUUUCAUUUUAAUAUUUGUUUUCAGAAGAAAUCGUCUCAAACGUCGCACAACAGAAAUUCCGCCGAAAGAAGAAAAACUACGAAGAGAAAAAUCGGCUCCAGCGAACCUGCUCGCGGAAGGUGAACCUGAAAAGACAUCUCAGACUGACGAGGUUGGUUUCUAAAGAAAACAACAAAAUGUAGUUUGUUCAGAACUCGUCUAUCAAUUCGGGAGCUCAGGAAGAAGAUCAUUACACGACACCGAUGACAACAAGUGAAGUUACUGAUCUUGUAGGGAAUCAAGUUGGAAUAAAAAGAGAAUGCUGGGAUUACGGCCCGAACGGCAUUAUCAGGAACCUGGACGGUUUUCCGUCUCUUCUCGCAGAGAACAGAAUUACGGAAGGGACUCCGAGCUCCGACUCCGGUUCUCUGCAGAACGCCACUCGCCUUCUUGAGCAGUUCGAGUCCGUCAUCGAAACGAUUGAUCCGAUGCGAAAGUAUCCAUCGAUCCAUGACCUGUUCGCACCCAUCGCUGGUCUUUCUCAGUUCGCGACUGUAGCGAUGGACCGUAGAGAAACGAGCUCUUACCGUCCUCAAAUUUUUGAAGGAACCCGCAAUUUCAAGCAAGAAUGUAAGAGCAAACAUGUAUAUAAUAAUGAUUUUGCGUGUACUUUCAGUUGCUCGAAUAGAUACGCCAAGAUUUGAAGCGGCUAACGAUGAGAACAGAGAGGAAGCAGUGGAAGAGUACGGAACUGAGGAACGCGCUUACGGAGACGACGAAUCGGAGGAACAGGUGGAGGAACGCGUAGGGAAGCCGGCUGAGGAGCUGGUAACAAUCAAAUGCGAAUUCCGGGGCUGCAUGAAAUCGUUUAAAUGGAAGAAAAAGUUCGGAAAGCUUCAACUUCUGGAUCAUGCCCUUCUGCACGGAACUAAAAAAAUGAUUCACUGUCGGAGCUGCGGAUGCACAACGAUGACAACUCGUCAGAUGAAGAACCACAUGACGCAGGCCCACCCGGGACAGCGAUUCAGUGGAUACGGAAUGAAAGAGUGAGACCCUCCGAGCGUCCCGUGUAUUGCAACGUCCCGUGUAUUGCAGUCUGAACAUUCCGGAAACUCUUUCAAACAAUAUCUGGAGAUUGUGUUUUUCAAGUUUGGAAACUUUACAUUUCAAAAGAUAAUUGCUGGUUUCAGAGCAUUUGGAGACUAUUGGAAUUCCGAGGACCACAAAGAGAGCAUGCAGAAGGAAGCGGGAAAAGCCGGGAAGGCCACCAGCAAGUGCGCUUUGAGUGAAACGGAACCGUUGUAUCCCUAAAUUAUAUUUGUAUUGUUCGUAUUAACUCUGUUCCAUUAAAUCUGUUUUAUUAACAUUCUUGCGCAGUGCUAUUUCUGUUUCUUGUCAAACUCCCUUACCUUUUUAAUUAUUUUCCAAACGGAUUCCAGCAUUGUUUCCAGUUUCGAAGAUGGAAGAUUCGUGCACGAGCUACGUUCAAAUCAACAUUUACGGGAAAAAAUUGGAGCAACUGAAGCGGAAGGGAUUCGACAUGACCGCGUACCUCGUGAGUAUUGCGUUUUGUCCUCAUGCACGAAAAUUGCUCCACAGGCUAAAUUCGGUUGUGACAAAUUCUGGAUGGGCGAUAUCUCAUUAUGCGAAUCGUCGACGAACAGAACUUCCGACAAUAUCAGCAAUGGAAAAGAAAACUCUGCUAUUAUAGACGCAACAACUGUUCUGAGCGUCUCCGUUUCGGACGUUAGAGUGAGUCCUGACGUUGCGAACCCAGAUAACAAUGUUCUCACAGUUCCCGAGAACUUCCACUCCUAUUCACUCGGACAACUAUCCCAGCCUCGAGCAGAUUCCUGUUUCCAAUAUCAAACGGGUGGAAUCCACAGAACUGACUCAAUACGCAACGGUUGAUCAAAGUGAGAAUACAUCGAGAGCAAGCGGCACCGUUCGGAGAUCACUUCAAACGACGGAAAGAAAACUGGGAACUGUAACCGACGAACCGACUCUCGGAGAAUCACUGAAUAUGCGAACGGAAACAGAGUAAGUGGAAUAGACUAGUGAGGAAAGGUUGGAUGAAUUCAGGUAUCAGCCACCUACGAUUCGCUCCAAAAGCAGGAACAUCAUUCCAAAAGAGGAAGUUGAUAACAUAGCGCAACCUGCUCCGCCUCCGAGCCAGAUGAAUCCACCGUUCACGGAGAAUCUGACGUCAGGCAAUGCGCUCACGCCGGUAGAGAAAAAGUCUUUUCACACCACCGCUUUUAGAAACUAUAUCAAAUUCUUCGACAGAAAAAGUAAUUUAGAGAGAGCUCUACUCAUUGAUCCCAUUUCCAUCCACUUCGGGUCGAAAAAACUCGGAACGAGUGCUGUUUGACAUGGAGCCAAUGCAUCUGCGGCAGUUUUCACAGCACGAUUACCCUGCGAACCAAGAAUUUAACACGAGUUUCCGCACGUACUACUCUCAAAAUUUGAGCGCCGAGAGCUACGAAGAAAUUGCGGAUGAACGUGUUCCCAGUUCACGUUUUCAUAUUUCAAUAUUUCUUUUCAGCAAUACAUCUCGGCGACACGGAUGUAAUUGACUACAGAAAUUCAAAAGAGCACAGUUAUGUAUCGGUAGAUUACGGAAAUGUUGCGGAAAAGGGUGAUGAAACGGAAGAAGAAGUUAUCCGUCCGAUGGAUGUCUCGGCGGAAAAUAAUGCUCCAGUCGCGAAAAGCCAGAAGAGCAAAGGAUAUGUCAUUCAAUGUUUCUUCAAGGUAAAUUAGAUGUAUUUGAAGUUGAAAAAUGUAUAAUUGAAGAACUGUGGAAAAUCGUUUUCGUGGAAGGCGAAGUACGGAAGGGUUCGGCUGAUCGACCAUGCACUCACGCACCUUCCCGGCCAGGAAAUGAAGUGCAGUGCUUGCAAGUUCACAUGUCAAACUAUUCGAAACAUGCGGUACCAUAAUAAACGUAAACAUCGUGGAGAAAACGUUGACGGAAUCAGAAUCAGAAAGUUGGCCAAAACAGCCCCAGAGCUCAACUAAAAGCAUCUUUUCAGAGUGAUAAACUCCUCGCAAACUAAGGAAGCUCUGGCAAAAGUUUGGGACAUAUGCUACAAAAGUUAGAGGAUUUCAUGAAAUACGGAGUCAUUUUUGCAUUUCAGAGAACGGCGAAAUCCUGGGAAACACCGGUCCUGGCUCAAGCGCCGUAAAACGAAGUGCCAGCAGAAGAAAGAGAGGACGGAAAGCAGGGAACAAGUAG